AUCUGACGACUAACAACUAUUUGCGCAAUAUGAAUUGCUUUAUGCUGCUUUUGGCGGCCCUGAUAACAUUGGUCAGUCUAGCACCGCAAAUUGAAGGUGCAAAGAUCUUGGCUACAUUUGCAUUUCCGGGUCGCUCUCAGUAUAUAUUUGCCGAAUCGUACUUGAAGGAACUGGCAGCGCGUGGCCACGAGGUCACUGUGAUCAACACCUUCGACAACAAGCCAGUGCCAAAUAUGAGAUUUCUAACAGCACCCAAAAUACACGAACACUACCAAGAAAUGAUGCAGCUAAUGAUGCUUGAGACAUCGUUUAUCCAAAAGCAUAAGAACUUCAGUUGGCUGCUUGAAGUCAUCUGCGAGUGCUUGUUCGAGAGCGAGGCCGUGCAACAGCUGAUGAGAUCUGGCGAAACAUUCGAUUUGGUCAUUGCCGAAGUGCUGCACACGGAAUCUUUGUUUGGCUUUGCUCAGCACUUCAAUGCAACGCUCAUGGGUUUCUCUACCUAUGGUAACGAUUUUUAUAUAGACGAACUGAUGGGCAACAUUUCACCAAUGGCCUACAAUCCGCUUAUCAGCUCACCCCGGUCAAACCCCAUGAACUUCGUCGAGCGUCUGGAGAAUAAUUGGGAGGUUUGGGUGGAGCAAUUGGUGCACGUGUUCUUUCAUUAUCCCAAGAUGGAGAAACAGUACGUUAAGUAUUUUCCUCAGGCAACGAAAACUCUGCCUGAGGUCGUGGACAGCUUUACUUUAAUGUUGCUGGGCCAACAUUUCACGCUGAGCUACCCUAGGCCCUACAUGCCCAACAUGAUUGAAGUGGGUGGACUCCACAUUUCGCACAAGCCGAAAGCAUUGCCCGAAGACAUUAAGCAGUUUAUUGAAACUUCCACCGAUGGCGUCAUAUACUUUUCACUGGGUUCGAAUGUAAGGAGCAAAGACUUGCCUGUGGCAACGCGGAAUACGCUGCUCAAAGUAUUUGGUAACCUCAAGCAACGUGUGCUCUGGAAGUUCGAGGACGAUCAGCUGCCAGGCAAGCCGGACAAUGUGUUUAUCAGCAAAUGGUUUCCCCAACCUGACAUUCUGGCCCACCCGAAAGUAACACUAUUCAUCACACACGGCGGCUUGCUGAGCACUAUGGAGAGCAUCUACUUCGGAAAGCCUGUACUGGGAUUGCCCGUCUUCUACGAUCAGUUCAUGAAUGUAAAGCGUGCUGCUAGCAUGGGCUUUGGCCUGGGCUUAGAUCUGAUGAAUCUGCAGCAGACAGAGCUAGAGCACACGAUAAAAACACUUUUAAGUUCGCCAAGCUAUGCAAAGGCUGCUGCACUGCUCUCUGAACGCUAUCUCGAUCAGCCAGAGUCGGCUAUGGACCGCGCCAUUUGGUGGACUGAGUACUUGACUCGGCACAAGGACCUCUCUCACCUGCGUGCCCUCUCGCGGGACAUGAGCUUCAUACAGCUUCACAGCUUGGACACCAUGGCGGUUCUUCUAGGCUUGCCUCUAAUUGUGUUGUAUGUGCUGUUUAAGCUGACCCGUCGGCUACUGCGCCUGAUCUCUGGUAAUAAGCGAAAGCAUGUCGAUAAACAGAAAAGACAUUAAGAGCUCUGAUAUAUAUUGAUAAAAGAUAAGUUUCUUACAAGUUACACUUUUCUACUGUGUGGCUAGGCUAUUGUAUUGUUGAAAGAAUAACUUUACGUAUAUUGUAAUUAAUUAAUAUACACAUGGCUUAAUU
Molecule: messenger RNA, 1722 nt
Organism: Drosophila hydei
Lineage: Eukaryota; Metazoa; Arthropoda; Insecta; Diptera; Drosophilidae
Gene: Ugt35C1
Product: UDP-glucuronosyltransferase 2B13
Exons: 2
Coding region: 30-1589 (519 amino acids)
Molecular function (GO): UDP-glycosyltransferase activity
Source: RefSeq, a predicted model, not a curated record